AUGCGUACUCUUCAUACGCUUCUCCUAGCAUGGAUCUUCAUAGGCCCUGCAGUCGGCCACUACCUUUCCCAACGCAAAAGCUCCGACAUCGACAUCUCAACUUCACCCGCCAGCGUCUUGGACAGCUCCUUACAUGCCCCGCGCGCCGACACCAUGAGUCCCACCGACUUGAGCUGGGUUAAGAUUUGGGCAGCCCUCGGGGACAGUUUCACAGCAGGAAUCGGUGCCGGCCAAUUAUACACCAUGAGCGACGCAGACGUGGAAUGCUCUCGGUAUGACCAGUCUUGGCCUUCGGUUCUGGAACAACGAUUUGGUAGUCAGCGGUAUUUCAACUAUUCUGCCUGUAGCGGAGCUCGCACUGAGGGCAUAUAUAAGCAAGCUGUGGAUCUGCGGCCGGCCGUGGACCUUGUUGUUAUGACUGCUGGUGGCAAUGACCUUUGUUUGUCUAAAAUCAUUACCACUUGCAUUCUCUACCCCUUUCAACCUGAAGAAGCAUGUGAAAGUCUCAUCGAGCUAGCGCAGGACCACGUCGACACAAUACUGAAGCCAAACAUACGCGAUAUCCUUACCGAGCUCAACAAAAAAAUCAAGAAAGACGGUAUCCUCGUGUACGCUCUCUAUGCACAAUAUUUCAACACCGAAAACGAAGACUGCGCAGAGAAACACGAUUGGGCGUUCCCGAGUGUCCCAGGUACGAAUGCGCUCCCGCUCACGGUUGAACGGCGUAAAAAAUUCAACAAGCUUGUCAGGGACAUCAAUAACGCCAUUAAGGAGGUCGUGGACGAAUACAAAUCAAACCCCAAGAUUGGGUACCGCAUCACAACCGCGGACUGGGAUAUAUGGCCUCACCAGGCUGUCGUGGGCCAGUUUUGCGUCCCUGGAACGGGGCGUGAUUAUCCAGAUGAGGAUCAACCUGAAUUACAUUUCUUUCGGCCCAGCCUCGGGUCUAAAGAGCCCGGUGAGCAUGAUGAUCUCAAGAGGCGAGAUUUCAUGUCUCGUGGAACAGUCAAUGAGACUGAAGCCCAGCAAUACGAGGCUGAAAUAUACAACUCGAUGUUUUACAGCUCUAUAAAUCCAGCUGCGGAAGCCAAGGGAAGUCUGGAGCGUCGAGUUCCCUUUCCCCCCCACUGCCCGGGUGACGACAGCUGGACCUAUGGACUGGGGCUGCCAGAUAGGUGGGGGAAAUGGUUUCAUCCAAACGAACUCGGCCAUCGCACGAUAGCUUCGUUUGUGCUAGAGGCGAUAUUUGCUGAACGGGCCGAAAUCCUAGGGGUCGCGAACGAAGCCUGCAGUAAAAAAAACCAGCUUGACUGUUACGACCACGAGGUCACGGGGAGCCGUUACGUCGCAGCAGACACGAUGGACAGGACGUACAAGGAAUAUUGCGAAAAUGUGAUUCUCCGGGGCAACAGCGACGAACGCGUUUUCUAUGAUAACACACCCGACGGCCAUAGGUACUACAUUUUCAGAAGCGACAGCUCAAGCGAAUUCUCCGUGGAGAAUUGCAAAUCGGCUUUUAAAAAUCUGGUUCAUGGCUGCUGGUCUGGCAGCCCGAUGAACUGGAAGAUGGGCGGUAGUUAUACUGAGGGGGGGUUCAUAUAUAUCGUCAUGCCGAGGGGGAACAAGAGGCCAUGGCCCAUGAUCGAAGAGCCUGACGGCGAAUGCUUUGCCUACAUGGGUUUCAGCGAAGCCUUCUUUACCUUGCGUGGUGUUGGAUGGGCGUCUUGGGAUCGUGGGAGAGAGACCCUCUAUAAGGCUAUCUCUCACUGUACUGGCACCGAUAUCGAAAAUAGUCAGUGGAGGUGGGAGUACUUCGAUGAUCUGCAGGAUGGGAUGGAGUGGCAAGUGAGAUUCACGUUGCAGCAGGGCCACUUUUACUGCUUCGACCAUAACAAUGUUCAGGCUGCGGCUGGGGGUUUUACCCAUGGAUGUAGCGCCAGGUACGCGAGAUGA
Molecule: messenger RNA, 1953 nt
Organism: Aspergillus versicolor CBS 583.65
Lineage: Eukaryota; Fungi; Ascomycota; Eurotiomycetes; Eurotiales; Aspergillaceae
Exons: 2
Coding region: 1-1953 (650 amino acids)
Biological process (GO): triglyceride catabolic process
Molecular function (GO): triacylglycerol lipase activity
Source: RefSeq, a predicted model, not a curated record